CAGUUGACAGCUAACUAGCGCAGCGCGCACUUCACAACAGCCAGCUGAUGCCAACCAGCUUGCCACAGGGGUUAUCGUUUUGUUUUUGUUUCCGGAAAUACAUUAACCUACACAGUCACAUUUACAUCCUGUGGGAGAGACAUCAUUGAGAUUAAUUCUUACAAGUAUGGCGGUUGUGUUUAAAAGCUUUGACAGCUCUUCGUCUGUGUAGUUAGCUAGUUAGCUAGCUAGGUAAAGUUGAUAGCACUGAAUAGCAUCAACGCUAGCUAGCUAAAUUACAGCGGAUUCUUGCAAGCUGGCAUCAAAAAACCUCAUCGUCAGCCAUGGGAAUACUAUUUACGAAGCUAUGGAGGCUUUUUAAUCAUCAAGAGCACAAAGUUAUUAUUGUGGGGCUGGACAAUGCUGGCAAGACCACAAUUCUUUACCAGUUUUCAAUGAAUGAGGUGGUACACACCUCACCUACCAUUGGGAGCAACGUGGAGGAGAUUGUGGUCAACAACACCCAUUUCCUGAUGUGGGACAUUGGGGGCCAGGAGUCCCUUAGGUCAUCGUGGAAUACAUACUACACAAACACAGAGUUUGUGAUCGUGGUGGUCGACAGCACAGACAGAGAAAGGAUCUCCGUGACCAAAGAAGAACUCUACAGGAUGCUCGCACAUGAAGAUUUAAGAAAGGCAGGCGUGUUGAUCUUUGCCAACAAGCAGGAUGUGAAAGGUUGCAUGUCUGUGGCGGAGAUCUCUCAGAGCCUGCAGCUUACCUCUGUCAAAGACCACCAGUGGCACAUCCAGGCCUGCUGCGCCCUCACAGGGGAGGGGUGAGAACUACAUCUCACAUCUUUGUGCUUCUGAUACAGUGUUGUGCCAGGGUCUUGAGUGGAUGAUGUCACGGCUGCGUGUGAGAUGAUGACCUUUGACUUUGAUCAAGAGUGCGCCCUUGCUCUUUGUUUUCUCUGCCUCCGGACACGAGCUUGAAAUGAGGAUGGGGGGGGCGGAGGUCGGUUGAUGAAUGGCCCUCUCCUCUUUCCUGCGCUGCCGACGUGGGCACACUGCUGCCGGGAUGUUAUAUUCUUCUGUGAUAAUUUAUUUUACAAAAGACGUCUGAACUCAGAACAGAAACGCGUGACCUUUUCAGAAGGACAACGAAAGAGACUCCAAUUAUUUAAACUGAAAUUUGUGCACGGUUUUCGGUUUCAGCAAAACACAGACGUGGACAAAGUGACUUGGAACUGUACGUGGACUUCUUCCUCCGCUCUGUGUGACUCUAGCCCGUGGUGGCCUUGCAGUAUUGCCAGACCGGCUGUGGCGGUUUUUAUUGCCCCUCCUGUGUGUACAGUCCAGUAUUCUCUUUUAACGUGGUGCCUGCAGCAGAAUGUUCAAGUGAUGAUGGUUGAUGGAGACUGAAACGUGCAGAUGGAGGGUACAAUCACAAUAUACCCUCUUCUUUUCAGUCCCUAUGAAUAAUCAGUGAAAUAAAGUGUUUUUAUCUGUUUCAGGUGAA
Messenger RNA from Cottoperca gobio, 1497 nucleotides. It is a transcript of the gene arl5a, whose product is annotated as ADP-ribosylation factor-like 5A. The transcript has 6 exons. The record is from RefSeq and is a predicted model, not a curated record. Bases 324 to 818 code for a protein of 164 amino acids. Lineage: Eukaryota; Metazoa; Chordata; Actinopteri; Perciformes; Bovichtidae. Gene Ontology annotation, molecular function: GTP binding; GTPase activity.